Molecule: messenger RNA, 1569 nt
Organism: Ogataea haglerorum
Lineage: Eukaryota; Fungi; Ascomycota; Pichiomycetes; Pichiales; Pichiaceae
Exons: 1
Coding region: 1-1569 (522 amino acids)
Biological process (GO): UDP-N-acetylglucosamine biosynthetic process; carbohydrate metabolic process
Molecular function (GO): phosphoacetylglucosamine mutase activity; magnesium ion binding
Source: RefSeq, a predicted model, not a curated record
AUGUCGACAGACACGCUGUCUGCUGCCAGAGCGCGCCAUCAAAAACCGUCAAAGACCACUUUCACGUAUGGGACAGCCGGUUUCCGCACUCUUGGAUCUCUGCUGGACUCAACAGUGUUCAGGGUGGGUGUGCUGGCGUCUCUGCGAUCCGCAAAGCUGGGAGGUAAAACGAUCGGCGUCAUGAUCACUGCGUCGCAUAACCCGCCCCAAGAUAACGGAGUCAAGGUUGUGGACCCGCUAGGAGAAAUGCUGCCGCAGACGUGGGAGCCCUAUGCCACCCAGCUGGCCAACAGCGACAAUUUCGAGGACGACGUUCGGGACCUUGUCGCAGGAGAGAAUAUUGACGUUGAGCAGGCCGGACUCGUGGUUGUAGGCAUGGACACGCGGGAAACGAGCCCGCAACUGCUCAGGGCUGCCGUUGACGGCAUUGAGGUGUUUGGACGAGCCAAAAGCUUUGGGGAGCUCACUACUCCUCAGCUGCACUAUUUGGUCAGAUCGCACAAUGACCCGGCCUUUGGAGAGCCUUCUGAGGAUGGAUACAAUAAAAAGACAGUCGGUGCGGUUGCAGAGAUCUUGCGCCUGUGGAACAUUCAAGACCCACUGGAAAUCACCGUGGAUGCUGCGAACGGAGUCGGUGCACCGAAGCUGCACAACUUGAGCAGAGAUCCUAUCAAGAUCACCGUUGUGAAUGACAGCACGCAGGAUAAAAGCGUACUGAACGUUGAGUGUGGCGCAGACUACGUCAAGACAAACCAGAAACUGCCUGCUAACGUGCGACCAAGAGACCGCCAGCUGUACUCGUCUUUUGAUGGCGACGCCGACAGAGUGGUUUUCUACUACACGGAUGGAUCACUUUUUCACCUUUUGGACGGAGACCGCAUUGCCACACUCCUGGCAAGCUUCAUCGACAAACUGCUUCAGCAAGCCAAGGUUCAAGCUAAAAUGGGAAUAAUACAAACAGCAUACGCCAACGGAAAUUCCACUAAAUAUGUCCAGGAGACACUUCAAAUUCCUGUUGACUUUACCCCGACGGGAGUGAAGCAUCUUCAUCACAAGGCCCAGGAGUACGACAUAGGAGUCUACUUUGAGGCCAACGGACACGGCACAGUUCUUUUCUCGGACAACCUCAUAAAAUCGCUCAAAAAUAAGCAACCAAGCUCUCCAGAAGAGGAGCGGGCUCUCAAAACGCUGCUCCUGCUCACUGAGCUCAUCAAUCAGACAGUCGGCGACUCCAUAUCCGACCUCUUUGCUGUUCUACUCGCCCUGAGGAUCCAGAACAAAACCUGUGUCGACUGGGGCAGGGACUACAUAGAGCUCCCGAACAAGCUCUUCAAGGUUCUUGUGAAGGACCGGUUUGCUUUCAAGACCGCCGACGCAGAGAGAAGGCUCGUGGAGCCGGCUGGUCUGCAGGCCAAGAUCGACGCCUUGGUGGCUGCAUAUACGCGAGGCCGUUCGUUUGUGAGGGCGAGCGGCACAGAAAACGCCGUGCGAGUGUACUCGGAAGCUGCCUCUGCGGCCGACUGUGCUGAGCUGGGCGCUCGUGUGUGCCAGCUGCUCGAGCCCUACUAG